Molecule: messenger RNA, 330 nt
Organism: Akanthomyces muscarius
Lineage: Eukaryota; Fungi; Ascomycota; Sordariomycetes; Hypocreales; Cordycipitaceae
Exons: 2
Coding region: 1-330 (109 amino acids)
Cellular component (GO): NatC complex
Source: RefSeq, a predicted model, not a curated record
AUGGACAAGGACGCGGCGCACGAGUACCUGUCGUCGCUGCUGAACCAGAACCUGCGCGUCGUAACGACAGACGGCCGCCUUUUCUGGGGCCAAUUCAAAUGCACCGAUGCUGAACGCAAUAUUGUGUUGGCGCACACGUACGAGUACCGUUCUCCGUCCGAGGAGCAGCGGGCGCAGGCCCUGACACAGGCUGCGGGCAGCAAUGUGAAACUAGACAUGACAUCACGAUACUUGGGUCUUGUUGUCGUUCCUGGUCAUCGCAUUACAAAGAUGGAGGUUGAGCGGUUCGCGAGUCAAAUGAGACAAUGGGACAGUCAAGCUGUUGCGUAG